Naegleria gruberi is the source of this 564-nucleotide messenger RNA. RefSeq lists its product as uncharacterized. The transcript is spliced from 3 exons. The coding region runs from base 1 to 564 and encodes 187 amino acids. The record is from RefSeq and is a predicted model, not a curated record. NCBI's taxonomy places the organism in Eukaryota, Heterolobosea, Eutetramitea, Acrasida, Naegleriidae.
AUGUUAGGAGGCAUGAGUGACGCUCUCGUUGAAAAGGUGGCUGAUAGAGCCAUUGGAUUGAUGUGGAAGAGAGCAAGAAAUAGAGUUGGAGAAUGGACUAAAUUUAUUCCAAAUGUUGAACCAUAUAUGAGAUUUAUUUCUCUUGGAGUUAGUGUUUUGGCACUGAUGGCUUCUGUCGGAUUGUUUUUGAUUUACUUUUUAAAAUCUGGAGCUGAUUUUUUGGAUAACAAUAUUUUCAAUUUAUAUGUUGCAAUUUAUUGUGCACUCUAUGCAUUCGUUCUACCAAUAUUGGAAGUUCCAAUCCCAUAUUUUCAAAGGAAGGUUCCAAUUCUCAAUAUUUAUCACAAGAAUUUUCUUGUUAGGGGAAUUGUCGUUAUUGUAAUGAGUAUUUUUGUGUGCUUUACUGUAAUUUCAGCACUGCCUGGAUUGGGAGGGUUAUUAGUUGGUCUUGCUUAUAUUUGCUUAUUAUAUCUAAGAGGAAUAGAACCUGCUUGGUUGUCUGAAAAGGAAGACGAAUCAGCUCAAUAUUCUCAAAUUAAUCAAGACGAUGACGAUGAUUUUUAA